Pogonomyrmex barbatus (red harvester ant) is the source of this 1305-nucleotide messenger RNA. RefSeq names its product ATP-dependent RNA helicase 25E (gene Hel25E). The record is from RefSeq and is a predicted model, not a curated record. NCBI's taxonomy places the organism in Eukaryota, Metazoa, Arthropoda, Insecta, Hymenoptera, Formicidae. Gene Ontology annotation, molecular function: nucleic acid binding; ATP binding; RNA helicase activity.
AUGUCCGUUAAGGACAGAACAUAUGUACAGAUGGCGGAUAACGAUGAUCUUCUGGAUUAUGAAGAUGAAGAACAGACUGAGCAAGUGGUCGACGGAAGCGGAGAUGUUCCUGCUAAGAAGGAAGUAAAGGGCACAUAUGUCUCUAUUCACAGUAGUGGAUUCAGAGAUUUCCUUCUUAAGCCAGAGAUUCUUCGUGCUAUCGUCGACUGUGGCUUCGAACAUCCAUCCGAAGUACAACACGAAUGUAUUCCUCAAGCAGUUCUUGGCAUGGAUAUCCUGUGCCAAGCAAAAUCGGGUAUGGGGAAAACUGCUGUGUUUGUGUUAGCUACUCUUCAACAGUUGGAGCUGACGGAGAAUCAAGUCUAUGUCCUAGUAAUGUGUCAUACUCGUGAACUGGCUUUUCAGAUUAGUAAGGAAUACGAGAGGUUUAGCAAAUACAUGUCACAUGUAAAAGUUGGUGUGUUUUUCGGCGGUUUACCUAUUCAAAAAGAUGAAGAAGUCUUAAAGACCGUAUGUCCUCAUAUCGUUGUCGGCACUCCGGGUCGUAUCCUUGCUCUUGUACGGAACAAGAAACUCAAUCUAAAACACCUGAAACAUUUUAUUCUUGAUGAAUGCGACAAAAUGCUGGAGUUAUUAGAUAUGCGCCGAGACGUACAGGAAAUAUUCAGGAGCACUCCGCACAGUAAGCAAGUCAUGAUGUUCAGUGCCACGCUGUCCAAGGAGAUACGUCCUGUCUGCAAAAAGUUUAUGCAAGAUCCCAUGGAGGUCUAUGUCGACGACGAAGCAAAGCUCACCUUGAAUGGUCUCCAGCAACAUUACGUUAAAUUGAAGGAGAACGAGAAGAACAAGAAGUUAUUUGAACUACUCGAUGUUCUUGAAUUUAAUCAGGUUGUCAUAUUUGUGAAGUCUGUACAAAGAUGUAUGGCUUUAGCGCAACUAUUGACGGAACAGAAUUUUCCUGCAAUUGGAAUUCACCGCGGCAUGACGCAAGAAGAGCGACUGUCCAGAUAUCAACAGUUCAAAGAUUUUCAAAAACGUAUAUUGGUGGCGACGAACUUGUUUGGACGAGGUAUGGAUAUAGAACGUGUAAACAUUGUAUUCAACUAUGAUAUGCCAGAAGACUCCGACACAUAUCUGCAUAGAGUGGCACGCGCUGGUCGUUUUGGUACAAAGGGUCUUGCCAUCACAUUAGUAAGCGAUGAAAGCGAUGCUAAGAUUUUGAAUGAUGUUCAAGAAAGGUUUGACGUAAAUAUCACAGAAUUACCGGACGAAAUUGAUCUAGCUUCAUACAGUAAGUUUCACUUU